AUGGCGGCGGCCGCGCUGAGGGAGCCGGCUCAGACAGUCUGUACUAGAGAAGGUUUUGAUGAGUGUAACAAAUGUGGGAAAGCUUUUAGCUGCAAAUAUGGACUUGUUCAGCACCGGCAAAUUCACGUUGGAGAACGGCCUUAUGAGUGUGGUAAAUGUGGGAAGUUGUUCAACUACAAAACCUACCUCAUUCUACACUGGAGAGUUCACACUGGAGCAAAGCCUUAUGAGUGUGUUGAAUGUGGGAGAUCUUUUAGCCAGAAAUCUGACCUCAUUCAACACCAAAGAGUUCUCACUGGAGAAAAUCCUUAUGAGUGCAGUGAAUGUGGGAAAUCCUUAGGCAAAGCUCAGGCCUCCUUCGACACGAGAGCUCCCACUGGAGCAAGGCUUUAUGAGUGCACUGAAUGUGGGAAAGCUUUUGGAUGUAAAUCCAAACUUGUUCAGCACCAGAGAAUUCACAGUGGAGUAAGGCCUUUUGAGUGCAUUGAAUGUGGGAAAUCUUUUAGCGAGAAAUCUGUCUUCAUUCAACACCAAAGAGUUUACACUGGAGAAAGGCCUUAUGAGUGCAGAGAAUGUGGAAAAUUCUUUAGCCAGAAAUCUAUCCUCAUUCAACACCAAAGAGUUAACACUGGAGAAAGGCCUUAUGAGUGCAGCAAAUGUUGGAAAGCUUUUGGAUGUAAAUCCAAACUUGCUAGGCACCAGAGAAUUCACAAUGAAGCAAGACCUUAUGAGUGUGCUGAAUGUGGCAAAUUCUUUAGACAAAGCUCCAGCCUCAUUCAACACCAGAGAAUUCACACUGGAGCAAGGCCUUAUGAAUGUGGCGAAUGUGGGAAAUCUUUUAGUCAAAGCGCCAUUCUCAUUCAACACCAGAGAGUUCACACUGGAGAAAGGCCAUGUGAGUGCAGUGAAUGUGGGAAAUCUUUUAGCCAGAGCUCUGGCCUCCUUCGACAUAGGAAAGCUCAUGUGCAGUGAAUGUGGGAAAUGUUUUAGCUGCAGAUAACCUCAGUCAGCACCUAAGAGUUCACUCUGAAAAAACGCCUUAGAUAUGUGAGGAAUGUGCUCUUUCAUUCCUUAGUAUAAAGCAUUGGAGGAAAGCGUCUGUGAGGAGCCAUCUGCCUGAAUUGAGUCUCAUAUAUUUUGGACAUCCGUAGACUGGAGAUUCGCCAUAAGUUUCAGUUAUGUGGGAAGCAUGUGUAACCUGCCUGUGGUCCUUGUCAGAUUUAUGUCAUUGCUAAUUUCUGUGGCAGAAGCCAUUUUACCUCUCCCACCUGGCAGGUCCACACCAUGUGCAUCAGUAACCACCCUAGUAUGUUCAGUGAAGCUGACCUGUUUGCUUUUCCAUUUGUUGGAGGAAAUCAUGAGUACCCUGAGCUGUUAUGGGGUCUUCAUUCACUUCUCUCUGACAAGUCAGAGCAUGGACCUGACCCAAUGUUGGCCCAGAGAAUGCUAUCUGAGUUCUGCUAAUGGCUUGCAGAGAAAGACUAGCUUUUUUAGGUACACAGU
Messenger RNA from Diceros bicornis minor, 1503 nucleotides. Its product is annotated as zinc finger protein 304-like. The coding region runs from base 1 to 972 and encodes 323 amino acids. The transcript has 2 exons. Lineage: Eukaryota; Metazoa; Chordata; Mammalia; Perissodactyla; Rhinocerotidae. The record is from RefSeq and is a predicted model, not a curated record.